GCGGCGCCGCGCGAAUGAGGCAGCCCGCGCGAGGCGGGGCCGCUUGGAGUGGCCGCCGUGCGCUUAGCUGAGCGAGGGCAGAAGAGGCAGUCGCGAGUGAGUGGGGGAGGGGGAGAGGCGUCCCUCUGCCCCGCAGCGGGCUCCGUCCACCAUGAGCUUCCUGAUCGAUUCCAGCAUCAUGGUCGUCUCUCAGGUGCUUUUCUUUGGAUUCGGAUGGCUAUUUUUCAUGCGUCGGCUUUUUAAAGACUAUGAGGUGCGGCAGUAUGUUGUACAGGUUGUCUUCUCAGUCACCUUUGCUUUCUCCUGCACCAUGUUUGAACUUAUCAUUUUUGAGAUUCUAGGGGUCCUAAGCAGCAGCUCUCGAUAUUUUCACUGGAAAUUGAACCUCUGUGUGAUUUUGCUUGUCCUAGUGUUCAUGGUGCCCUUUUACAUUGGCUACUUUGUUGUGAGCAACAUCCAGUUGUUGCACAGACACAGACUGCUUUUUGCCUGUGUCGUCUGGUUAAUAUUUAUGUAUUUCUUCUGGAAACUGGGAGAUCCAUUUCCUAUCCUCAGUCCAAAACAUGGCAUUCUAUCUAUAGAACAGCUCAUCAGUCGGGUGGGAGUCAUCGGGGUGACACUUAUGGCUCUGCUUUCUGGAUUUGGUGCAGUCAAUUGUCCAUACACUUACAUGUCUUACUUUCUCAGGAAUGUGACAGAUGCAGAUAUUCAGGCUCUGGAACGUCGUCUUCUCCAAACCAUGGACAUGAUCAUUAGCAAGAAGAAAAGGAUAGCAAUGGUUCAGAGAAACAUGUUCCAGAGAGGGGAAGUACACAAUAAGCCUACUGGUUUCUGGGGGAUGAUAAAAAGUGUCACAGCAUCUUCAUCAGGCAGCGAAAAUCUGGCACUUAUCCAGCAGGAAGUGGAUGCUUUGGAGGAGCUGAGUCGGCAGCUUUUCUUGGAAACAGCUGACCUGCAUGCUACCAAGGAAAGAAUCGAAUACUCUAAAACAUUCCAAGGAAAAUACUUCAACUUUCUGGGCUAUUUUUUCUCCAUCUACUGUGUCUGGAAAAUUUUUAUGGCAACAAUUAAUAUUGUAUUUGACCGAGUUGGGAAGACAGAUCCAGUUACAAGAGGAAUUGAGAUAACUGUGAAUUAUUUGGGGAUCCAGUUUGAUGUGAAAUUCUGGUCCCAGCAUAUUUCCUUUAUUCUUGUUGGAAUAAUUAUCGUCACCUCUAUUAGGGGUUUAUUGAUAACACUCACAAAGUUUUUCUAUGCUAUUUCAAGCAGCAAAUCUUCAAAUGUUAUUGUUCUGUUGCUGGCACAAAUCAUGGGAAUGUAUUUUGUGUCUUCGGUGCUUCUGAUUCGAAUGAGUAUGCCUCUAGAGUAUCGCACUAUCAUUACUGAAGUUCUAGGAGAAUUACAGUUUAACUUCUACCACCGCUGGUUUGAUGUUAUAUUUCUUGUCAGUGCUCUCUCCAGCAUCCUUUUCCUUUACCUGGCACAUAAACAGGCUCCUGAAAAACACAUGGCACCUUGAGCCCAUCAUAGUUCUUCAGUGUGUGAUGAAUGAAAGUGGUGCAUUUGAUAUAUUGCUAUCUACAGGUGGCUGCUUUUGUGAUGGACAGUCAGCUCUUUGGCUCAAAUCAAAUAUUUUACUGUGGACAAACAGAGACAAGAUACAGUUCCAGGAUACAAGAUGCAAACAUGAUUGUUUGUGGAGAUAAACCAUAAGAAGGAAAGAGAGGAAAGCUCUUGAACAGCAAAAGAAGCCAUUCUACAUUGUUUAGUAAAUAUGAUUGGCAAGAGGUCUGCUUAAUUGUUUCAACCUGGAAGGCAGUGAAUCUGGAGUUGAACAUCUAAAUGUCUAAAUAAACCAAAUUUUAUAAUAAUUUA
Varanus komodoensis (Komodo dragon) is the source of this 1875-nucleotide messenger RNA. RefSeq names its product Golgi pH regulator. The coding region runs from base 152 to 1519 and encodes 455 amino acids. Lineage: Eukaryota; Metazoa; Chordata; Lepidosauria; Squamata; Varanidae. Gene Ontology annotation, cellular component: Golgi cisterna membrane. The record is from RefSeq and is a predicted model, not a curated record. Gene Ontology annotation, biological process: intracellular pH reduction. The transcript is spliced from 14 exons. Gene Ontology annotation, molecular function: voltage-gated monoatomic anion channel activity.